CCAACCAGAAAAACAGUGAUCGAGUCUCGCAACUGAGAGAUGCAUGUUUCGGUCCGGAGGUGAUUCAAAAAUUUUUAGAUAGGCCUACAAAAUAGUUCUUUUAUUUUUUUGUUUUUAGUAGGCCUUGUGUUCGUCGACCUCGAACGAGAUUCAAAUGUAUCGAAUUUGAUUUUUUUUUAAAACUAUGAUUUUUCACAUAUAAGUUCAGGUAAUUUUAUCAAAUUGGGUAAUACCUACUCGUAUUUGAGAUCACUAGGUAUUAUUUUUGAUGAGUUUAUUAGAAAAUUGAAUUACAUUUUCUUCGAUUUUUGAUACAGUUAAUUUUAUUGUGGUGGCAUCUUACAACAACAGUGACGUUGUUUUAAUAAAUCUCACGAGAAUUUACCAACUUUGAUGGUAUUUUAAGCAACUUUAAAAGCAACUGUAAUAAUUGUCUUCGGUCGGAGUUUUGUUAUUAUAGCAUUGUAUGUACCUGCAUAAGCCUCAACACCACAGCGUUUAUCGUCCGAAAUGCAUUUCAAAUCGAUAUUUUCCUGGUUCAAUUUGAUAAUUUCAAUUUACGUCGCGUUAGAUACGAGCGAGGGUGGUCAUGUAUCCCUUCGAGUCAUUUCUAGUGCACAACCUGAUAAAAUGGCAGUUCUUGGUAACGAUGAGACAAUAGAUUGCGCUAUUGAUGGAUGGUCAGGGUAUGGCACUAAAUGGGUCAAAGAUGGUAUUGAAGUGACCAGCGACGCAUUCACAAUUUUAGAUAAUGGAAACUUGAUGAUUAAGAAUGUAGAAUUUUCUGAUGCAGGAAAUUACACAUGUUAUGCCACAAACAAAACAUCGUCAAAGAACACCACAACUACGGUGAGAGUUGUACUCUCCGAACCUGUUACUUAUUUGUAUGCAAGUUUAUUGGAUGACACAACAAUGCACCUGUAUUUUGAAAAGCCUCGUAAAACAUAUCGUGACGUUCUUGGAUACAACAUUUCAUUCCAAGUUGUACACAAUUGUGACUUGGGACCUUUACAAAGCCGAAUAAUACAAAUCAGUGAAAACAGCGACGCUGACGAAUUACUAAUACAAUUGAGAAAUUUGAAACCAAAUACCAAAUACAAAUUUUAUGUAAGUGCUAUUACUUGCGCUGGACAAGGAGAAAUAGCAUCUGUGGAGUGUCUGUUAAACAAGAAGUACAUGUAUAUGUGCGAUAAGAGUAUACCUCUACAUACACAUAAGUUUGGAAUUGACGGGUACCCAUUCAACGACUUAAUGAACACUGGCCCCAACUGUACCAAUAGCACCAAUGGACAAAAUUUGGUGUCGUGUGAUUACUGGAGCGUUGUGACCUAUCACAGUUGGUGGCCCAAUCGCGUUGUCCCUAAAAACUUACUAGGAAGACAAUGCAGUAAUGAAACCACCGAGUUCAAUAGCUCCGUUAUUAUUAUUCCUGCUCUGAAUCCAAGUAUUCCAUAUGUAUCCCGAGACCAAAAAGAAGAAAAGAGGCAAAGUUUUAUGCAAGAUUUAUACGACCUUCUUAAGGGCUUGUUGGAAUCGGUUUAUUAUGGUAUUGGAGCUUUUUUUUCGCAUCUUUACACAUGCCCUGUGUUGGCUGUGUUUGGAAUUGUGCUAGUAAUACGUCUACUACGUGGAAAAUCCGAAACACAAAAUGCAUCCUCCCAUGUACGCCAAGUACAAAGAGUUAGUGCGAAAAAUACAAGACCUGUGAACGUGGAAAAAUAAUCCUUUGAUUCGAUCAUAUUGUGUAGGUUCAAGUGAUCUUAGUAACAUUAAUUUUACCUACUUAUUAGUUAUUAGGUACUCCGUAAAUUGUUCAGAUUUUUUUGUCGCUGUUUUGAAGAUUUGAUGUUGAGGUGAAAUAAUAUUUGUACAUAUUUUAUAAUUAUGCAUGUCCAUCAUCACUCCAGCAACUAUACGAGUACAUGCCU
This is a messenger RNA of Planococcus citri (citrus mealybug), 1928 nucleotides long. RefSeq lists its product as uncharacterized. The record is from RefSeq and is a predicted model, not a curated record. The coding region runs from base 511 to 1722 and encodes 403 amino acids. Lineage: Eukaryota; Metazoa; Arthropoda; Insecta; Hemiptera; Pseudococcidae. The transcript is spliced from 7 exons. Gene Ontology annotation, molecular function: protein binding.